Molecule: messenger RNA, 2000 nt
Organism: Sardina pilchardus (European sardine)
Lineage: Eukaryota; Metazoa; Chordata; Actinopteri; Clupeiformes; Clupeidae
Gene: slc24a1
Product: solute carrier family 24 member 1
Exons: 9
Coding region: 111-2000 (629 amino acids)
Biological process (GO): intracellular calcium ion homeostasis; calcium ion transmembrane transport
Cellular component (GO): plasma membrane
Molecular function (GO): calcium, potassium:sodium antiporter activity; calcium channel activity
Source: RefSeq, a predicted model, not a curated record
GAGCAACAACAACAGCGACAGCAACAACAGAAACGUCAAACGCAACCGCAAAACCCACCAACAUAACAAUAGAAACAACUGCAUCUACGUCCGAGUCGACAACCACUAAUAUGACUGUGCACUGCAUCUUUGUGGAUCCAAAUCAGUCCAGCCCUACUCCUGACCCUGUCCUGACCACCACAGCUGUUGUGUCCACCACCAACACCACCACAAAGGCUGUCCAUCCCCCAGAGAUCCCCCAGAGCAAGGCAGAGUACCCGCACGAUAUCUUCUCCAUAGAGGACCGACGUAGAGGCUGGGUGAUUCUCCACAUCUUCGGGAUGAUAUACAUGUUUGUGGCUCUGGCUAUUGUGUGCGACGAGUUCUUCGUCCCCACUCUGGGUGUGAUCACGGACAAGCUGGCCAUCUCGGACGACGUCGCUGGGGCAACCUUCAUGGCCGCCGGCGGUUCCGCCCCGGAGCUCUUCACCUCCCUGAUUGGCGUGUUCAUCUCCCACAGCAACGUGGGCAUCGGCACCAUCGUGGGCUCGGCCGUCUUCAACAUCCUCUUCGUGAUCGGGAUGUGCGCGCUCUUCUCCCGGGAGAUGCUCCACCUCACCUGGUGGCCGCUCUUCCGGGACGUGUCCUUCUACAUCCUGGGCCUCAUCAUGCUCAUCGUCUUCUUCCUGGACAACACCAUCAUGCCUUGGGAGAGCGCCAUGCUGAUCGGGUGCUACACCGUCUACGUGACCUUCAUGAAGUUCAACGUGCAGAUCGAGCAUGCCUUCAAGACCCAGCUCAUGAAGCACAAGAGCAUCGUCAAAGUCAUCGCCGUGGAGGAACCUGAGAAGGGCAAUGGAACUUCCGCUGCGGACAGUAGACCUCCUGAUCCAGAAGACAAGAACCGAUUGAAGUUGAAACCAGCACUGCAGCGUGGAGGAAGUUCUGCAUCGCUUCACAACAGCACCAUGAGGAGUACCAUCUUCCAACUGAUGAUCCACACACUAGAUCCGCUGGGUGAGGUCAAAUUCAAAGAUAAGGCCCAGCUUCUGAACAGCAUGGCCAGAGGAAAAUCAGACGCCAAAACGCAGGAGAAAUCCGACGGUACGUCAAACACACACCCUAUACUGUAUGCCCCCCCCCCCCCCCCCACACACACACACACAUUCAACCACCCGCCCACCCAUCCGGCAGCAAAAGACGAAAAGAAAGAAGAGAAAACAGAAGAAAAGGACAAGGAAGUGGCUGCUGCUGCACCAGAUGGUGGAGGAGAUGGCGAUGAGGAGGACAGCGAGGAAGACAGCGAUGAUGACAGCGAUGACAGCGACGACAGUGAUGACAGUGACGAUGAUGAGGAGGAGGAGGAGGGAGAAGGAGAAGGAGAGGAGGAGGAAGAGCCGGAGGAGCCGCUGUCGCUGGAGUGGCCGGACACGCCGCGUAAGCAGAUCACAUAUCUCUUCCUGCUGCCCAUCGUCUUCCCGCUAUGGCUCACCGUGCCUGACGUCCGCAACCCAGCAUCUAAGAAGUUCUUUGUUAUCACCUUUGUGGGCUCCAUCAUAUGGAUUGCAGUUUUCUCCUAUUUAAUGGUCUGGUGGGCACAUCAGGUGGGUGAGACGGUUGGCAUCUCCGAGGAAAUUAUGGGUCUGACCAUCUUGGCAGCGGGCACCUCCAUCCCUGACCUCAUCACCAGUGUGAUUGUGGCGCGGAAAGGCCUGGGGGACAUGGCUGUGUCCAGUUCUGUGGGCAGCAACAUCUUCGACAUCACAGUGGGUCUACCGGUCCCCUGGCUGAUGUACUCGUCGAUGCACGGCUUCAUCCCGGUGGCCGUGAGCAGUAACGGUCUCUUCUGUGCCAUCGUGCUGCUCUUCCUCAUGCUCCUCUUCGUCAUCAUCUCCAUCGCCGUGUGCGGGUGGAAGAUGAACAAGGCGCUGGGCUCGACCAUGUUCCUGCUCUACUUCAUCUUCCUGGUGCUCAGCGUCAUGCUCGAGGACCGCAUCAUCAUCUGCCCUGUGUCCAUCUGA